Messenger RNA from Erythranthe guttata (spotted monkey flower), 1955 nucleotides. RefSeq names its product double-stranded RNA-binding protein 2. Gene Ontology annotation, molecular function: double-stranded RNA binding. The record is from RefSeq and is a predicted model, not a curated record. NCBI's taxonomy places the organism in Eukaryota, Viridiplantae, Streptophyta, Magnoliopsida, Lamiales, Phrymaceae.
UCUCCUCUCUCUCUCUCUCUCUCUCUCUCUCUAAAACCUUUUUCUCUCUCUAAACAAGCUCACCGAAAAACUCAGCCUGUAUUUCGAGAAAUGCGACCAAAAACCCUAAUGAAAAACCAGAAAACACUGAUUAAAAGCCUCUCCGAUCUCAAUUGGAGUCUCGUUUGAGCCAAUGAUCUGAUACAUUUUCGCAAUUACAAGAGCGCAUCGAUACAAAAUUUGUGAAAAUUUAGUGCUGUUACUUUAGUUUUAAUUCAAUUUUUUUUUUUGGUUUUUUUUUUUUUUUUUUUUUGGAUUUUUGGUCGGUGUGAAGAUGUACAAGAACCAGCUUCAGGAGCUGGCGCAGCGGAGCUGCUUCAAUCUGCCGUCGUACAUGUGCAUCAGAGAAGGUCCCGAUCACGCGCCGAGGUUCAAGGCCGCCGUUAAUUUUAACGGCGAGUCGUUUGAGAGCCCUAGCUUCUGUUCGACGCUCCGUCAGGCAGAACACUCUGCUGCUGAGGUGGCACUCAAUGCACUCGCUAACCGCGGCCCUUCUAACUCACUCGCCGCCAGAAUUCUGGACGAGACAGGCGUAUAUAAGAACCUCUUGCAGGAGGUGUCACAAAGAGUGGGAGCAUCUUUGCCUGCUUAUACAACUUUCAGAACUGGUCUAGGACACCUUCCAGUAUUUACCGGUACUGUAGAGUUGGCAGGCGUUAUAUUUACUGGCGAGCCAGCUAAGAACAAGAAGCAAGCAGAAAAGAAUGCGGCCAUGGCAGCUUGGUUAUCUCUCAAAUCAUUAAUGCAGCAAACUGAAACUCCAUAUGAAAAGACACACAAGGAUGAGCAGGAGCACGUCUCUGUAGCUCGUGCUCUGCAGAAGUAUAUAAUAAAGGCAAGAUUAGCAAGACUGUCUUUCCCAAUAAACUUCCCCACACUAAACCCAAGGCCACCGUCAAUCUCCCACCAGUCUCCCGCCACAUCAUCGAAAAUCCUCCCCUUGAUAUGCCCCAAAACAGCUUACCGCAACAGGCCCGUUACACCACUAAACAGCAACGGCCCCACAUUCCAAAGGCCCGUUAUAACAACUCAAAGCCAGCAGCACUCAUCAUUGAUGGACAGCAGCUUCAAUCUCCGGCCACAUAAAUUCCCCGGAGCAGGAGCGGCGGCACCACCCUACAUUCCGGUCCGCCACUGCAACCCACACAGCAGAAUCGCCGCACCGGUGACUGUACGGAAUAUGAUUCCCGUUUUCUCCGCACCACCACUUCCUCCGCCACCACCACAGGCGGCACUAGUGAUGAUGCCGUUGGUGCCGCCAGCACCGGCUAUUGCACCGCCAGUGUGUGUGAGGCACUCCGUUCCUGCAUUUGCUGCUCCUGUUCGGAUGAAGGAGCGAACAACGGGAAAUGUAGUAGUUAAAAUCGAGGAUCCAAGAAUUUCGAAAUCCCCAACGGUUGAAGUAGAGAAGCCACCUGUUUCUCUACCCUCGUCUGAAGUGGUCCCCACAGUUCAAGCUGAGGCUACAGUUUCUGAGGUUAGUACUCCACCUGCAAGUUCACAAGCAUCUGCUGAAGAGACUUCGGCGGAGAUUGAAGGCUUAAAAGAUCUGAAGAUAUGAUAAUAUCGAACCGUUUGAAUGGCAUGAACUGCAGUCAGUUUCUUCAGUGCGACUGGCUUGUGUAGGUUUCGAUUUUCCUUUUAUUUAUUUUUUUUACCUUUUUUCUUAUUUUUAUUUUUGGUUAAUGUGUUUUUGUUUGUUGUGGGAGAACUAAACUAAACUGUCUUAAAAGAGUUAAAACUUCUUAAUAGUUUCUGAGUACUUCGGUCCCUCAGAAACCGUAAAAUCUCGUAUGAUGUGUUUUUUUAGCAACUUAGCUGCUGCGAAUUAAUUCACAUGCUUGGUGCGUUAGGGGAGAGGUGUAUUAGAGGGAGAGCAUUUUAGAAGAUCAUAUAAUCGUUUGUUAAUUUUUCGU